GAUUCCUCUUUGGGCAGGAGUCCUCAUCACCAUCACAGACACAUUUGUCUUCCUCUUUCUCGACAAAUACGGCCUGAGGAAACUCGAAGCUUUCUUUGGCUUUCUCAUCACCGUAAUGGCGCUGAGCUUUGGUUAUGAGUACGUGCUGGUAAAACCAGACCAGGCGGAGGUGCUGAAGGGGAUGUUCAUACCUUACUGCGCCGACUGUGGGCCUGUGCAGCUGGAGCAGGCCGUGGGAAUCGUAGGCGCCGUCAUCAUGCCCCACAACAUCUACCUGCACUCAGCGUUAGUCAAGUCUCGGGACAUCGAUCGCAAAAAUAAGAAGGAAGUAAAGGAAGCCAACAAGUACUUCUUCAUCGAGUCAACUGUCGCUCUCUUCGUCUCCUUCCUCAUCAACGUGUUUGUCGUAGCCGUCUUUGCUGAGGCCUUUUACAAUAAAACCAAUAUGGAAGUGAAUGCAGUGUGCAAUAAAACCGGCAGCCCUCACACAGAUCUCUUCCCUCUCAACAACGGCACACUGGAGGUGGACAUCUAUAAAGGGGUACGCUUUGUUAUCACCGCAACAACAAUAAAUCACAGUUGUACUGACGUGGUAGAACACAUUACAUCAUUUCCUGUUAGUACAAAACAAUAUAUCUAUUUUAAUACAUCUGGAUUAUGUCAGUCAAAUCAGAUUUGGCCGUUAAAUAUAA
Plectropomus leopardus (leopard coralgrouper) is the source of this 692-nucleotide messenger RNA. Lineage: Eukaryota; Metazoa; Chordata; Actinopteri; Perciformes; Serranidae. The record is from RefSeq and is a predicted model, not a curated record.